Alligator mississippiensis (American alligator) is the source of this 12180-nucleotide messenger RNA. RefSeq names its product TatD DNase domain containing 3 (gene TATDN3). NCBI's taxonomy places the organism in Eukaryota, Metazoa, Chordata, Crocodylia, Alligatoridae. The coding region runs from base 21 to 971 and encodes 316 amino acids. The record is from RefSeq and is a predicted model, not a curated record. The transcript is spliced from 10 exons. Gene Ontology annotation, molecular function: hydrolase activity, acting on ester bonds.
GGCGGAAACCGGCCCCCGCCAUGGCGGCGACUGCAGGCCUUGUGGACUGUCACUGCCACCUAGCGGCGCCCGAGCUGCAGCCGGACCUGGAGGACGUGCUGCGAGCAGCCAAGGAGGCUAAAGUUUUGGCCCUUGUGGUAGUUGCUGAACAUUCAGGAGAAUAUGAAAAAAUUAUGCAGCUUUCAGACAGGUUUCCAGGGUUUGUUUUCCCAUGUCUAGGAGUUCAUCCAGUUCAAGGCAUUCUUAGCAGGGAGCAGCCGGAAGACCAUCGCAGUGUUACUUUAAAGGACCUUGAUGCUGCAUUGCCACUUAUAGAACACUAUAAAGAUAGCUUGUUGGCAAUUGGAGAGGUUGGACUGGAUUUCACUCCUAGAUUUGCCAGCACCGAUGAACAGAAGGAGGAACAAAGACAAGUCUUGAUCAAGCAGAUUCAGUUAGCGAAAAGACUGGGUUUGCCUUUAAAUGUCCAUUCACGGUCAGCUGGAAGACCAAAUAUUAACCUUUUAAAAGAACAAGGUGCUGAAAAGGUGUUGCUCCAUGCAUUUGAUGGAAGGCCAUCUGUGGCGAUGGAAGGAGUGAAGGCUGGAUAUUUCUUUUCCAUUCCUCCUUGCAUUAUAAGGAGUGAACAGAAGCAAAACCUUGUGAAACAGUUGCCUUUAGAAAAUAUGUGCUUAGAAACCGACUCUCCUGCUCUAGGCCCUGAAAAACAGGCUGGAGUUCAAGCUUUUGUUUCCAUGACAGAGCAGGUAAAUGAAUUUGAGAGAGUGAUCAGUCUAGCAGAAAGGUUGGUUUUGCUAUGUGCUUUUUCCCAGUACAAAGAUUUUUUUUCUAUCAGAGAAAUAAUAAACCACUUAUCCCUUAAAAGAACCCUUACCAGCACUUGUCUUCUCUGGAUCCCACAAUGCUGUACAGAGGUGAAGAUUUUUACUCUCCUGACUUCGCUCACAGAAAAAGGGAAACAGAGACAUUAAUUGAUUGGCCACAAUGUUGCUUGCCAUCACAUCCAAUUUCCCACCACCUGACCUUUCUGAGUAGUCAUUUAUAUCAGUGCCCAAUGAGUGUAAAAUACUCCUGUUCUGAACUGCUAGAAUGUUACACUUACUACUAACUGGUAUAAAUGACAAAUUAGGCUAGUAGUAUGGAAUCAGGUCCGUGUGAAUCCGUGGAAGAGCCAGGAAUGGCACCUGUGGUUUUAACUUUUAGGCUUGGCCUACACUACAAAGUUUUUUGGCAAAGCUGUGUUGAUGCAGCAUUUCACAACCCAUGGGUCAUGACCCAAAAGUGGGUCACAACAAUAUAUGAAACAAUUGCAAACGAACUUUAAAAAUGGAUCAACAAACUUAAAAAAUUAAUUCUCCUUUAAAGGAGAGAAAUGUGGGAAACUGGAUUUUCCCUUGCAGGCUAGCAGAGUUCCACUCUGGGCAUGUGUGGGGCUGGGGCCUGGACAUGUGGGGCAGUGGGUCGGGAGUGAGGGGCACUGGGCCGAGAUUGGACAUCAAUGUUUACAAAUCGAUCCUGGUACAAAAAAGGUUGAGAACCACUGGAUUAGGGGACCAUCAGACCUUUUACCAACUUAACUGUUCCAAGAAACCUCCCCUUCCACAACAUCUACACAUAGUGAUGCCAACAGAAAAGGGCUUCUGACCACAGAGCUCCUGUUGGUCAAGGAGAUGGAGUGGCAAAGCUAGUAGGAAAUUUCCAGAUGCCGUCAUGUAAUGCACCUCCACCUAGGGACUUUGUCAGCAGAGCUAGGUGGCCAGUAGCCACUAUAGAAAAGUCCUGAGACUUGUGCCUUGUCCACUGGCCCUUUCUGAUUUAAUGCUAAGGUUUUGGUAGCUGUAUGCUUAAAACAACGGGGGGGGAAUGAGUCAGAUCUACAGUCUUGCAUGUGUGCCUGCUAAUGAAAAUGUGAACAGGCCAAGUCUGAAAAAAGGAAACAAUAAGAUGAUGUGGUACAUGGGCUCUCAGGGGCCUGCAGGCAACCCCUAACCUCCUCUUCUUCCAAGGAAGCAACAUGAUUGGAAGCUAUAAUAUUCUAGUUACCUGUUUUGCAGGACCUCAUUGCCCAGAACUGUUAGUUGCUAUCUGACAGCUAAGGCUAUGGAAUAAAGGGGGUUAGGCUUUAUACUUGAAAUAAAAUAUACUUGAAAUAAAAAGUCUGUAGGGUUUUACUGGGGGCUGCACACAAGCAGUUAAAAGCAGAGUUAGGCUUCUAGUCAGCUGUGGUGUUUGCUCUAUAGCAAGAUACUUCUGUUGUGACACAGGAAAUCAAGAUAAAUAUAUUCUUGGAUGUGUGCUGGGGGGAAAUUACAUAUCUAUAUCCUCUCUUGUAAGGAAGAACAGACCACAGUGUUGUCUCUCUAAACAGAGCUGUUGAAUACAAAUUAACCUAACGGUUGGUUUUGACUUAUUAUAGAUAAGAAUUGAUGCAGCGGAACAGGCUAACACAAAAAAUCUGCUUUAUGAAAGGCAGAAGUUAGAGCAGGGUGGCAUGUUAGAGACUCACUGGUUCAGAGAGCCAUAAGAUGUCAUAGGCAACAGCCAACUUUUUCAAAUGCUAAAGUCAGAAGCACCUCUGUGCUUUAUGAAAAUAAUUGUUUGUGUAUGUGUGCAUCAGUGAGAGAAACAACGAAUUGAAAGAUAUCUGUAGGCAUAGGGGUAAAACUAUUUUUUUUCUUUGUCUAUAAAAGCAAAAGGAAAAAUCCUGGAAAUAUCAAGACAGCAAAGAUUAAUUUUCAACAUAUUUUUUCACAUGUGUGAAUGUAUGAAUCAUGUGUACAAAGAGCCAGACUGGCAGCCUGGAAGACCGGAAACCUCCCUCUAUUCAUAAUAUGGGGUAUCAGGAGAUAUUGUUUUACAAUGUCCUGCCAGAGUAUCUCAGUCCUGGCUUUAAGCUUAUCUCCAGAUAAAAAGUGUACCAUUUCAAUCAGCAGCUCGGCACCAGCUGAGGCAGGACCAGAAUCCCUCCUGGGAGCCUUUACCCCCAGGGGCAACCCUUCACUGCCCUUGCCCAGCUGUAGGAGCAGUCUCACACUCAGCAGUGCAUCUGGGGGUGGGGGCCAAGCAGAAUGGUACUCCCCAUGACCUAGGGAUUUUUUUCUCACAGCAGGCACAGCCUUGCACCUAGUAGCAUAUCUGGGAGGACUGGAGCAAAGGGGACCCCCAGAGCAGCUCCCACAGGACUGCUGUGCUGGACUCCCUUUCUGCUGCUGUUGCCUGGCCUACCCCACCCCUGCCCUGGGUGCUGAAUUACCUUGCUACACCUCUGACUGGUAUAACUAACUGAUCCAACUUCUCUUAGCAUGAAUGCAAUGCUAUCGAUCUGAAAGAGCUUUAUAGUGGUCCACAAAUUAGCUGCACACCAUCCCUGAGUAUUACACUAAUUCCUUUCUUUUACCCAAUCUGCUGCUGUAUUUUCUGCUUCCUUCCCUGUGCUCCCUGUCUGAUCCAGUGCUCUCAUUUCUGCUUCCUGUCCUAUCUGCUGCUGUACUGCCUGUCCCUUCCCCAAACUGCCAUAUGCCAUACAUACAGGCUACACACAGGGUACCAUGUGUGGCACCUGUGUUGCUGGUUGCCCCCCCCCCCAGUCUAGCCGUUCCUACACAGGAAGGAGAUUGCUAGUAUACAGUAUAUCCCCUCCAAGGAAUAAUGCUACCAGUGAAUAGGCACAUGCCUCAUUCACUGUCUCUAUGCCAAAAUUAUGCAUAGAUCAGGCUUUUGAGAGUGUGCAUAGAGGUGAAAGGAUAGUUCCAUUGUCAUGGGCCCUUCAGUCCCAAUGGCUUUGGUGGGAAUUACAAUGAAGCCAAUCAAUGCUGCUGGUGGGUGCUCUCUGUCAUGGCAUACUUUGGGGUCCAUCUGAUUCAGAACAGAGCACAAGGACACCACAGUGUAACUGUCCAGGUGAUUAGGAAGAGUUUCCAGUGCUGUCCUUUCUACUCCAUUUCUCCUGUCUCUUAGCUCCUGUUUAUGAAUCUUAAGCCCUGUUUUUAUUUACGUUAAAGUUUAGUACAGGCCCUUUAUUCUGUCUGCAGCAUAGCUCAUAAUAUGUCUGCUUUUUUUCUCAGAGACAUGAAGAAGGCUACUUGGUAUCCAAAAUCUCCCAACUACACAAUUAGUCCAAUAAAAGAUAUCACCCAUAAAAAUCUUUGCCUCUUGCAUUGUUCCUGGACCAACCUUCUCUUCAACUCUACCUUUGCUACUGUAGGAAGGCCAUUCUGUGCUUGGCCAGUAGAGGGCACCAUGUGAUUAAGAGGCUUAUGAUUUCCCCUUAGACACCACAAGGAUACCCUUCAUUUUAGAGCAGCUUUUGCACUUCACAAAUACAGCUUUGAUUAAUCUCAGCAGACAUGUGGGUGCAGCUUGCAGCAGAGAAGAGGGCACACUGGGCUGUUUGUCCUCAGAGGAGGGUAAGUAACGUUCUCAGUGUGGUCCUGGCUGGUGUGGUCCUGCCACCACUGGAGGCAGCCCUAAUCUUUGAUGCAGGAUUCCUUUGGAGCCUUGCUGGUAGAUGCUGAUGUGAGGAGGUGCUGAACUAGCAUACCCUCUUGAUAUUAUGACCAAGCUUCCUCCCUUAGGCUGCUCUUUGCAAUAGCUGGACCAUGUGGCUGACUCUGACCACCAGCAGAAUGGAAAUGGAAGCAUACAGUGACACUAUGCAAGAGGUUAGGACAGGAGGUGCUGAAAAAAAAAUCAUCCAUUGGAAAUUGCAGUGACACCUUGUAAAAAAAAUUGCCCUCUGCUCUUUAAUGGUUUGAAGUGGUCUCCAGCUAAGUUGUAGGUCUCCUUUGAAAGAUGGCCUCUCAAGCACCACAGUGGUUCUGAAAGUGCCUGUAAUUCCCGUUUACUUCUCUGAAAGAUACAAGUGCUUAGCUCUUCUUAGGGUUAGGCUUUCUGUCUCAGUUUGCAGGACUGGCCAAAAUUGCACCCAAGGCUUUAUGGCAGCAGUCCUGACAAGCUUGUUCUUGGGCAGGCUCUUAUAGUGGCUCAGGACUCGCUGUCCCUUAGCAAUUACUAUGAGUGCCUGAAAGAGCAAAUCUCUUUCUUUUUUUUCUUAAUAAGCCUUGGUUAAAAAAAGGUCAGCUAAGUAUUACAGCAGCCAUCAUUAGAAUUAUAUGUUGAAUUGCCUCUGUUCUAUGGCAGUGCUGUUGCUAUGAUGCUAGCAUGCCCAACUUUGCACUUUUGUUUACAAUUAAAGUUAUAAAGCAAUACAAACUUUGUAUAAGAUUUUAUUUUCCUUGAUUGUAUCAAACAAAGCAUUUAAACUGUAGCUGGUUUAUUCUGGGGCUUGGAACCUGCCUUUCGGCUCUUUGAGAAGCACAAAGACAAGUUAGUGGCUAUUGAAGAGGUAACACAUAUUCAUUUAAAAAAAAAUAAUCCUGGUUUACUUGAGUCUUCCAUUUUUUUGACCUGAUGGUCUGUGUAAUACAUUUCUAUGUGUGGUUUAUAGAGCGAAUAUUUCUAUCUAUAGAUAGAAAUAACACUGAGAUUUAAAACAAAAAUAUUCUGAUUGAUUUUGAUGGGAGGGGAAAAUAAUCUAUCAUGAGUUGUUAUUGGACAUUUUUGAGGUUCUACUAGACUCCUCCAACAAGUACAGUAGUAGGGAAUAUGAGUGAGCUAUUGUAGUCAUCUUUACUAGCAUGGGGAAGUCUUAAGAUUGUAAGAUUAACAAGAUAUGACCUUCUAUGGUUUAUAACAAUCCUAUGUGCCUUAUAUUGUAACUUAUAUAUAAGGAUUACUCUGGCUUCUACUCUUGGGUUUUAGUUGUCAUGGGUUUUGCUAGUGCCCCACUUGAAGAUUCAAUUGGCAAAAGCAUUGGAAUUUCUAGGUGUUUUGAAGGGGACACUACACUUUGUGGAUUUUCUUUGCAGAUUGGGCUAAUUUCACUCUAUGGCUUGUGCCCACCUCUCUUCAACAUGAGGAACAGCAGAAAGUCUUUGCAGCUGGAUAUAGCCAAACAGCCUAUAGACCUGCUAAUGUGAGUCAGAGGCCUUUCAUAUAAAAUGUUUCUUACACAUCAAAUCUUAACUAAAGCUCAGCACCUCUCUCCCAAAUUGCUGCUCAGCAGCGAGACGUCUCUCAAAGAGCAUUAGAAAUUGUUUGAAGUUUAAAAUUUAAUUCGAAUAGUCAAUGGUAUGAGAGAAAAAAAACAUAUAACCCUAAAGAGCCAUUUUCAUCUGGGAAGACCAAAUAUAUAUGAAAAGAAUAGGAAAGAAUGCUCCUUUCUAACUGCACCAUCAUUAAAGGGUGGGAGAUUUUCUGACAUUUCUUCUUAAAGAUGAAUUAUUGUACAAAGGAGUUUAAUUUGUGUAUGCUUUAUCUGUUAGAUGAGAACUGAGGUCAGCUUCCCAAAUAAAACCCAAUUAGAUUUCAGAUCUGUAUUCUUUCAAAACUUCCUUUUAUGCCACAGUCAUUCACAAAAGAAGUCACAGGGUGAAACUUUGUUCCCAUUGAAAUGAAUGGCAAAACACCCAUUGACUUCAGUAGGGCCAGGGCUUCAUGGAGAGAGGGUUUUGUCACUGAUUUUGGUGGAAGCAGAACCAGGCACCUACACUGCAGCAUUAUCCCUCUUAUCUGGUUCUCUCACCUAAAACCCCUUUUGUCCAAAUUCAGGUUUUAUCCAUUUAUAGGGAAGAACUCUUCCUCCUACGCAAACCGUUUAUUGGAAUAAUUUCUGUGGCUCAGAUUUUGAUUUGGGCUACACUGGUGUUAUACUAGCAUAAAUGAGAUCAGCACCCCAGCCCCUCCCUCUUAUGAUAGAUGGAUGGUUUUCUACAGUACUUGAGGUGCAAGCAGUUGGGGGUAAUUAGAAAUAAACUAUUGGAGAUUUUAUGUUUAAUUUCAUGAGACAAAUAUUAACAUCACAGAGCAGAAAGACCAGGACUGUAAUGAUCAUCUCAUGCUUCUCUUAUUGCUACCCUUUAGCAUUCAGCUCACGUUGGAAAGAGAGUAAUAGCAGUUUUGUGAAUAAGUGCCACACCUGUUGUGCUUGCAGGGCUAGACAGCAGAAUCUAAACAAAUCCAGUCCAAUCAAAACCAUUAAGAAUGUCUGUCCUAAAAUCUUGGAAACGGAAGACAGAUGAGAAAAAUAAAGGAAGAGGAUAUAAACAUGUCUCCAGCAGUGAUCACAUUAGAAAACAAAUCUUUAGAAAAAUAAUGGACCAAAUCCCCCAUUAGGCCAGUUUAAAUGCUCCAGGGAGGUCAGGGGUAGGGGGAAGAAUGUCUCAGUACUGAGGCGACCUCAGCUGAAGUAUUGUCAAUUUACUCUAUUUGAAUCCCAUGCACGUGGCCUGGGAGAUAAAAUGGGUGAUGUGGCUGGGGGAAAGGGGCUCUGGUUGUCAUGAUUUGAAUAUUUGUUUUCCUAAAGUAUGUGUUUUUCUUGAGCAAAAAUGUUCAUUCUCCAUCAGCAGGAAAACAAGCUAUUGCUUUUCUUAAGGAGCAAGGUAAUUCAUGUUGCCCCUUCUGAACAAAGCGGUUGUACUGUGCCUAUUUUUAAAAGAAGAGAUAACUUAAUUGCUCUCAGGUUUUUCUCCUACAUUAAUUUUACACUGGUGUAGUGUAGUUUACUGAUCUACCAAUGCAACUGAGAGUACAAUUGAACCUUUUGUUUUAGUUGGUAAGGUGGGGAUAAUGCUUACCUCAUGUGCAUAUGUCUUAGGAUUUAGUUCAUUUAUGUCUAUAAAGGUUAACAGAAGAUGAAGUGGCACUGCUAAGCUAAAGUGCAUUGUCCUCAGGGAAUGGCAGUGUCUGACUAGUUUUUGCACAAUAGAAAACUUGUGAUGAAAUGCAAAAUUGUUUCUUUUUUUGGUAGUGAAUAAAGCUCUAUCUCUGUCUCCUACCACCCCCCCCCCUUUGAAUGGAAACAAGAAAAAUACCAUUUCAAGAUAGAUUUAUUUCUCCUUCUCUGCACAUCUUUGUGCACCAAUUUGGCCUGCUUGCUAGAGAAACAUGAAUUUUAAAUUAUUUUUAAAAAUACAGCUAGAUUGUUUUUAAAAGUGCAUAGUUAUAGAGACAGCAGGACAGGGACUGGAUAUCUACAGUGACAGGUGGGCUUCUCUGUGGAAAAUCUUUGUGGAACUUUUGAUCUUCAGUUAUGGCCUCUUGAAUCAGAAGCGUGGUGAGCUCCUGCAGUGCCCCGGGCAGAGUGCCGACCACUGGAAGGGUGUGGUGUCUUACCUGUCCUAGCUGUCUUCACACUCUGGAGGCAGCUGCUGCUGCAUCUGAACUCAAUCUUGCACCAACUGCAGCAGAGGGCACCAGAAUGCCCCCCUCCUUUCCUCCAGGACUCCAAGAGUCUUUGCACUGACCAGUGCAGCCCAGCCAUAGAAGCUGGGCAGCCCUGCACCCAGGAGUGUAUGGGGUUGAGGGGUCAAAUGAAAUAGAGCCCUUCCCAGGAAUUUUGCCAUAUGAGGUGCAUCUUCUUGCCCAGUGGUAUGUCAGGGAGGGAGGCGAAUGAGGCACUAGGGUCCAGUCCUGUAGCAACAAAGUCUGGCACCCGGGGCAAAGCCCGCAGCAGCAGCCUGUCCUCGCUCCAUGCACAGAUCAGGAGGGCACAUGACCCCCCAACUUGCCCAGGAGCACAUGCAGUGGUUGGAGCUGCCCUCCCCCUGUGCCCCCCAAAAUGAGCCACUCAUGGCUCUGUCCUGUGCCCUGCCCCAACUGGGCAGCACCUGCUGGCGUCCCUUCGCUUUGAUACCUGGGGCAGUCACCUUGCUCACCCCCGCCCCCCACCCUUGCUAUGGCACUGCCUUUGGGAAGCCUGUGCCAUAGGGUUGCUGUAGCUAGUGUGUGGCAUUUAGCUGCAGCAGCCUUGGAGCACCGCCCUGUCCAUCCCCUGCCAGUUACUGUUUGGAAUGGUCCAGGCAUAGACUGAUUUAUAAGAGUUACAGCUGACGGCCUUCUGGAGGCAGAUGUGAAAUGAAUUCAGGACUAAGCACCAGCCCUGCAUUUCAGAAAGAAAAUAGUGGUCCAAACCUUUAUGCUGGCACCACUGAACUAUGAACCAAAAGAGAUAGUUAGCUGCGCUUAUCUGAAGCAAUGAUUUUCAGCCUUUUUAGACUCAGAUCAGCCCUUGGAAAGUGCCAGCUCUCAGGUUUCACUCCUUUUUGGACUACAGGAAAAUACUAGAGCAAUUCUUCUGUUGCAAAUAACUCUGAAAGAACACAACAGGCCAGAGUGGUUUUAACACUAUGGAUUCCUAUUUGAAAUCUCUGGGUUUAUUUAUGAAUCAUGUUUGCACAGCGAACAAUACUAACAUUGCACUGUUGCACCCUAGUUGAGAAUCACUGGUCUGAGUCAGGCAGAAAGCAGGGUAGAGUUGCACCUGUGAAACUAUUACAACCUGGAUGUAGGUUUUUUCAAGUUCUUUGGGUUUCUUCUGUGAGCAGCAGGUAUGCAGAAUGCACUGUUUCAUAACUUUGCUGGCAGGCUGUCUGUUGCGCUGCAAGGAGUACAAGCUGACUUGUUUUUCUUUUCCUGCAAAUAUCAUAAAGAAUGACCAAGUAAGUCCCCAGGGAGCUUGCAUAAGCCACUGCAGUAGAGUUACAAUUGGAUUAUAUAAGUCUGUCUCUGUCCAGAUCCUGGGGGGAAGUUGGUAGGAAGGUGAGUUAUGACCAGUGAGGAUGUGGAAACACUGAACUUACCUGCCUGGAGAACAUGAUUGCACUUUAUGAGAUGUGUCAGGGCUUUGGAAUUUGUUUUCAUUCUGCAUCAGAACAAAAAUUAGACUUUUCUGAUAUUUUUGCAAAAUGUAUGCGUAUGAGAGGGAGAGAUUCAACGAAGUGGGGUCCCCUCAUGUCCCAGGUGAAUGCCCUAGAACAAGGUGACUGGUUAUUCUGAGGCCUCUUUCUCUCUCAUUUUGACCAGAAAUCCCAUUCUGAAAGUGAGAAACCUUCCUGAUGAAAGUUUUGUCAAAUCCAAGUGGUGUACUAAAUUUGGUUAAGGGGUGGGUUAAAUGGAAAUGAAAUGAUUGGUGAGACUAAUCUGGUCUCAAAUCCUAAUUUAUUGAACACAUAGGCCAUACCAAGAUUUAAGCAAGGCUUUAAAUACAACACCCAGCUUCUAAGCAAGCCCUAACAGUCAGUAUAGAUAUUCUUACAAGAGCCUUUCAGUGGACACAGUGAUUUCAUCCGGCCAGGCAUCCAUCAUGGCACCAGGGUUCAAGUACUUGCUGUUUCUUUUCCUGUGUAUCACUCUCCCUCAACUUUAAGUUUUUUUCCUAGGUUUUUAGAUACUUUUUUACACUUCUCUUCUGUAUGUCCCAUAUACAGUUAUGUCAUACAUAUUCACCAAUCACCUUUUACAGUGCCCAUCUCCCUGUCAGGCUGCUGUCAGCACUCUGUUGUCUCAGGCAGCUAAACUACAUCUUCUUUUAACUUUCUUGCUGACAUGAGUUAUAAAGAGGUUACCCUAAACUGUGACCCACUUGCUUUGCUUUUAGUUAGUAGCAUUAGUUAUGUCAAGGCACAAAAUGACAUUGCUCGUGCUAAGCAUUUUGCUAAGGUGGCUUUCAGAACUACACAAGACUUCUCUGCAAAAUGUUUGUUUAGAUGAAUCAGAAUUUUUGGUGGAAAAGAAAUGUUGUUGUAAAACCAGAGGUAACAGUUACACUUAGGCCCUUUAUGCCACAGUGUCAAUAAAUUAAAUUUACACUCUCUUUAAGGCUCAUUUACAGGUCAUGUGAACACAGACAAAUUGCCACCAGCUAAAGAAGUGAGGGAGAUUUACAGAAUGCCAGCAGCUCUUAGAUGAUUGCCUGUGUGCAUGUUCUCAAUGCACAGUAAUCAAAAGCGGGCUAGGCAGAAGGCAGGGCAGGUUGGCACCUUUAAAGACCUACUGGUUUAGAGGCAUAAGCAUUCACAUAAAUAGGCUUUGAAUGUUGACAUUUUAAAUGCAUGACAUGGGCUAACUAAAGCCAGUGCAUUUGGAGGAGGGUGAGUGAGGUGGCUUUGUGUUCAGAGUCAAGAGUGCUGUUCAGGGUGCAAGGAGAGAAAAGGGGAAAAGCUGCUUCUCCAAGAAAGAGAGAAAGAGCGCCUCAUUUCAGUCUUGAUUAUCUGGGUGUAAAUCUAGAGUGAAUUCAUGUAAGCACAUGACCUCACAAGGGAGACAAAGUGGGGCAGUUUGUAUUGCAUGUAUGCCCUCAGGAGCUAGUCAGAGAUCCCCACUAUAUAUGGAGCACAGGGGAGAAGAUCCAGGGCAACUGGGAUUUUAUAGGUUAUAAUUACACCUUAAACUAUGGUCAAAGGCCUAUAAAGCAAGACAGUUCAAAUCGUGGAUCUCUUAUCUCAUAUGCUAUCAAUGAACUGGCCCACUCAGUGCCCUCAUCCUUAAUUCCUACUGAAGUUGAGGAUACAGGGUGUACAGCAGCUCCAGGUGUUGCUCAGCAUCUUGCAGGCUCAAGCUCAUUAAGGAGACAAUUUUUAAUACAUUUUUUGAAUUCCACCUAAUUUUCUAUUUUCCUUUGGUUUGGUAUAAACAUUCCUCUGCAUUUCUUGUAACCCAUUAAAAUGCUGCAUCAGUGUAUAGAAACACAGAUUGUUUUCCCAAGUAAAGGCAUAGUGAAACAAGCAGAGAGUAUUAAGGAUGGAAUACCUACUUUGAAACUAUGUAGCAUGAAUUAGCUAUGGGGAUAUUAGUAAUACAAAAAAAUCUAUAUAUUUAAGCAUGUGAUUUUGUGUAGCAUAGUCCCUUUAGUCUAGGUUAGUGUAUCCCAAUGUAAAACCAGUGAAAACAAUACAGCUAAACCCCAGAAUGUAUGUUCUGACAACUGUUUCUGUCUUCUGACAGCAGCUUUGGCUUUUCUUUUUUAAAUAAGAACAUUUUAGACCUGCCAGUGUCAGCCAGAAGCCUUUCAAAUAAAGUCUUUCUUAUACAUCAAAUCUUAACUUUAAGCUCAGCACCUAUUCUCUUUUCAAGAGAAAAGAGGCCUGUGUUUGAAUGUUGCAUAUGACUAGGCUACUAGAACUACUAAAUCAUUAAUGGGAAUAAAGGGCAAGAAUCGGGCACUUCAUUUCUAGAACUGUUUAAAGGGAUUUAGAAUUUAACCAUUAAUCCACAUAUUUUCCUUACUGUACCUCUUUGUUUACACCAAGAGAGGGUGUCUGUCUCCAAGUGAAUAUAUUCUAGUGGAAUCUGUCUGAUUAACUUUGCUUGCUGUGUAUACGGAAAAUAAAAGGAAGAAAAUGA